AUGCAGGAUGAAGAUGAGAUGGUGUCUUCGUCGCCUUCAGCUGUAUAUGCUGAGAAGAUUGAUCAUGCGAGAGGGAGGUGUUGUUUGAUUGCAGGCACGGCGUUGGCUGAGGAGUUUGAGGAGGCUUUGGAGAGUGCGGAGAUGGGUGUGCUUGAUAGCGAGGAUGUCAUCGACAAGUUGAGGAUUUGGAAUCAAGGCAGAAGGAACGUGGCUGCGAGAACCCGAGAAAGUGGUCACGUCGAAGUCCGUAAAAGAAUAGACCGGGACGUACAUCAUGGGUGUUCACCGUAUUUAUACUGUAGACCUUGUAAAGCGGUUGGCAAUCAAGAAGUCCUUGCAUCCAUACAACUUUUUCUCCCUGACUCUUAG
Marasmius oreades (fairy-ring Marasmius) is the source of this 369-nucleotide messenger RNA. RefSeq lists its product as uncharacterized. The transcript has a single exon. NCBI's taxonomy places the organism in Eukaryota, Fungi, Basidiomycota, Agaricomycetes, Agaricales, Marasmiaceae. The record is from RefSeq and is a predicted model, not a curated record. The coding region runs from base 1 to 369 and encodes 122 amino acids.